Messenger RNA from Contarinia nasturtii (swede midge), 2650 nucleotides. Its product is annotated as probable RNA helicase armi. Gene Ontology annotation, molecular function: helicase activity. Lineage: Eukaryota; Metazoa; Arthropoda; Insecta; Diptera; Cecidomyiidae. The record is from RefSeq and is a predicted model, not a curated record. The transcript is spliced from 11 exons. The coding region runs from base 67 to 2451 and encodes 794 amino acids. Gene Ontology annotation, biological process: regulatory ncRNA-mediated post-transcriptional gene silencing. Gene Ontology annotation, cellular component: cytosol; P granule.
AGUAUACGGUGCUCUGAAUUUGUUCAUUUUGUGAUUCGUUUAAGUUUAAUUUUUGUGAAAAAAAAAAUGGCACGUAGACUAUACCAUGAAAUCAAUGCCUUCAUCGAAGGAAGAACGGAUGAUAAAUUGAUUACAACCUCAAACUCGGAUGUAUACAAAGAUCACGAAAUAUCAUUGAAUGAUGUGGAAUGUGACUUCAGUCCUUGGAAAGGUGAUCGUGUUAGACUGUGCAUCAUAAGAGAAAAUCCACCGAGAGUGUAUAAAAUUCAACCGUGGGAAGAUCUUCGCAUCGAAACGGGACAAAUUACGAUGUUGACGAAGAGUUUUGGUGUCAUCAACGAGGAAAUUGUUUUCUAUCCAGAACAAAAUGAUCUGGGAAUCGAUUGGGAAGCAAAACUAGGUGAUGAAGUGAAAUUCGUUGCGAUCGAAGGUGAAUACGACAUUGGAAAAACAAAAUACGAAUGGCGCUGUGAAAAUAUAAAAUUUUUUGUUGAAAAUGAAGAAAAUGAAAAAGACGUUAAGCUUUGGUUCGGUGAUGAGACGGUUGGUACAGAACAUAGUUCGGUUGUAAAUAACAUUGAUACCGAUACGGAAAUAUUACAAGAUGAACCGAACAUGCAAUUUGAAGGUUAUCGAAAUAAAGAACCAAAUGAAGAAUACUACGAUUUGCCAUGCGGUCUCUUUGAUGUUCUUAUGUCAAAGAAUGAACUUCGGCCACCAAUUUCAAUUGGUGAUAAAAUUGAAGUGCGCAAUUCAAAGAACAGCAGGCGAUUCUAUCGCGGCAUUGUUGAACGUAUACGUGAAGAUCGAUUCAUUUUAAAGUUCAAACAAGAUUUUGAAGCGGACUACAUACUUGGCGAUACCUACGAAGCUCAAUUUUUCUACAGUCGAACGGUUUAUAUGAGAAAACACGCUGCUAUCGACUACGCCAAACGCAAAUUGAGCGAAUCAUUUCUGUUUCCAACGGAAUUAACAGUCAAAGAUUUGCAGCUCAACGCUGAAUUGAAGGACGACAAGUUGAUGAUAGCCGACAAUGAAGUAAAAUGGUUCAAGGAAAAUUUGAACACCGAACAGAAGUUUGCUGUUGCCAGCGCAUUGCGAGCGGAAUGUCGACCUUACCCAUUCAUCGUAUACGGUCCACCGGGCACCGGAAAGACAUCAACCUUAAUCGAAAUUAUUCUACAAGUAUACACACAUGUAACAGACUGUAAGAUUUUGGUGGCAACACAAUCGAAUAGUGCAGCAAACCUUGUUGCUAGUCUUUUGAUAGCGCAACAUCCAGAAACGAGCACCAAUAUGUUACGAUUGGUCAGCCACACAGUUUUGGAUCGAAAAAAAUUACCAAAGGAUCUGUACAAAGUUAGCGCCUCCGUGAUGAAUGCGAAUAUCGAAGAAGAAAAUAAACUCGACGAUUAUGACGAUAUACCAGCAGAUAUUAAGCGAAACUGCAAUUUGGAAUAUUUGAAGAAAUUCAAGAUCAUCGUUGGUACUUGUGUCGGUCUUGGUGUCAUGUUUGGCAGUGAAUUCAGUAAUGGAUAUUUUUCACAUGUACUCAUCGAUGAGGCAGCCCAAUGCAACGAGUGUGAGGCUUUAAUUCCUCUUUCGUUUUUGAACUUGGAGCACGGCCAAGUCAUAAUGGCAGGCGACCCGUUGCAGUUACCUCCAAUCACAUUAAGCGACCAUGCAAAGCAUUACGAUUUGGUAAGAUCGAUGUUGGAACGAUACAUCAACACAUACAAAACGAUGAACGGUGUAAUACCGGGAGAGGAUAACAAUGGUUAUGAUCAUAGAUUAGUGACCAAACUUCGACGCAAUUAUCGUGCAUUGCCUAGUAUCAUGCACUUCUAUAGCAAACAGUUCUAUGAUUCACAAUUGAUUUCAACAUUGUGCGGCGAUACCAGUGUUGAAGCGAUUAAAUUGCGUGAUUUAAUGAGAAUCCUGCCCAAACGUACCGAUUCCGAAGACAAAAAUCCGUUCGGCUACUGCUUUGUCAACGUUGAAGGACGAAAUGAGCGCAUGGAGAACAAAAAAUCAUGGGAAAAUAAGGAAGAGGUGGCCAUUAUAAAAGCGUUUAUCCCAAAACUAUUGGAUCGACGCAUAGCUCAAGAAGACAUUGGUGUCAUCACACCAUAUCAUGCACAAGUGAUGGCUUUACGGAAAGAAUUGAAACACAUGCAGAAAGUAGCGGUCGGAACUGUUGAAGAGUUUCAAGGCGAAGAAAAAAAACUUAUCAUUAUUUCAGCUGUUAAGACAUCGGGCAAAGCAAAAGCACUGCAAUUCAUUUAUUGUCCGAAGCGCCUUAACACCGCUAUAUCACGGGCUCGCAUGUUGGUGGUCAUUUUCGGCAAAGUCAACUUACUCGAAGCUGAUCCGAAUUGGGCUGACUUGAUUGCAUACUGCAAGGAGCACGAAUCCUACAUCGAUGGUAAAGACAUCAUUCAAAUAUUAUGAUUAAUGGUUUUCAAAAUUCAAAUGCCCGAAACAAAAACAUUAAUCAAUAAAAACAAACAAUAUAACGAUUAUAGAUUGAUUAAUACCUAAACUUUAUUAUUGUCACAAUUCCACAAAUAUUGUUAAAAAUAGAUAUUACAAAUUUAGAUUUACUCAAUAUUUACUCAAACUCGGAUUGAUUUAAUUUAAUUUCCUCCCU